CGAGUUCUUCCCGCCUCUUCUGGAGUUUUACUAUUUUAGCGGGCAACGGGGGCUGUCAGUGGCUCUGUGCCUUGAGUUAGCCGUGUUUUCUAUCUGAAAUUAGUAAUCAUGGGGAAAAAGAAACAGAAGGAUACAAAUCCGGUCUCUGAAGAGGAAGAGGAGGAGGAGUAUAUUGUAGAAAAGAUUUUGGAUAAAAGGAUACAGGCUGGAAAAGUGGAAUAUUUUUUAAAAUGGAAAGGAUACCCAGAAUCUGAAAAUACUUGGGAACCUGAAGAGAAUCUCGACUGUCCAGAGCUUAUUUCUGAGUAUGAAGAAAAACAAAAAGUAGAUGUGGAAGAAAAGAAAGAUUCUUCAGAUAAAAAAAGAAAAAUUAAUGGAACUGAAAAGCGUGAAAGUUCUCAAAAGAAAAAGAAAAAAGUAGAGGAGGACAACAAACCAAGAGGAUUUGAUAGAGGUCUUGACCCUGAACGAAUAAUUGGAGCAACUGAUUCUAGUGGAGAACUCAUGUUUCUGAUAAAAUGGAAAGGAAGCGAUGAAGCAGACCUCGUCCCGGCACGACUAGCGAAUGUUAAAUGUCCACAAGUAGUGAUACAAUUCUACGAAGAAAGACUUACGUGGCACACUAGCUCUUCUCAAGAGGAGGAAGAUAAAAAAGAGGAGUCGCAAUCCUGUUCGUAGUCUGUACUUCUUGUCAUUAACAUCAUAGGUGUGCCAUCAAAAAAAGAAAGACUUCAAAUCCUCCUGUUUCUCUAUAGCAAGUUACUGGUUAGAUCCUCGUUCCCAUCUGAUGUUUUUCAGAUUUUCUAUGUUUAUUACAUUCAUUUUAUGAUUAAGAUAUAGUUUCUCUCUGCAGUUCUUUUAUGAACGUUAUCUCAUGAACAACAUUAGAAAUAGUAAGGGUUUGAUAAAUAUUUGCUGGCAUAAUAAUAUUAUUAUACCGUUAAUGUGAAUAUUUGUGACGUAACACAUCGUUAUAAUUAGUUUACUGUUGAAUUAUUGUUCUAAAUUCAGUAUUACAAAACUUGAAGAGAGCUAAAAAAAAAAUGUAAGUUUAAAAGAUCUUUAAUGGUUCGUAGUCUAUUUGAUCACCUAAGUUAGUAACGUUUUUUAAUAAUUAGAUAAUAAGCAAAAGCUAGUUUUUAUUCUUCAUUGUGGCUGCUAAUCUGCUGACAACUUAUUGAAGUCCCGAGAAGGAAUGUACUGUAUUAGUGGCCAUGAUUCGGAACCCAAGUCUUAUUUGGUGUAGAAGCAUUGUGGUUGACCACUUGACCUAAGGUACUCGUUAAUAAUUAGACUUGGGUAAUCCUAUAGACUACUGACCACGAUAAUGGUUUAUACCUAAUGACCAUUACUUUAUCUUAAGUACUUAGUCUAAAGGGGUUUUUACACUUAAUUAUUUGUCCUAAAACAGUGUAAAAGUAUGGGGGAAUAAUUGUGAAACUUGUUGUUGUUUAGUGCAUUUUUUUUUAUGAUAAAAAAUAAAUAAAUAAAAACCACGAGUGUGAGAAACCAGUAUUAAUUUCGUUUAGUGUCUUAAGAAUGUUUUACUUUUUUGUUUUCUGUAGUUUUCUCUUGGUGUGUCAUACAUAGUGGGUAGGAAUAUAUUUAAAACUUGUAAAUUGCUGGUGUCAUCUUGUACAGAAACCUGUUUAAUAAUUGGUAUUUGUAUUACUGUUCUGUUGUACAUUUUAGAUAAUAAAUCACUGUGCUAUUUGUUUGAA
Limulus polyphemus (Atlantic horseshoe crab) is the source of this 1721-nucleotide messenger RNA. Its product is annotated as chromobox protein homolog 1-like. The record is from RefSeq and is a predicted model, not a curated record. Gene Ontology annotation, cellular component: nucleus; pericentric heterochromatin. Gene Ontology annotation, molecular function: chromatin binding. The transcript is spliced from 5 exons. Gene Ontology annotation, biological process: chromatin organization; negative regulation of transcription by RNA polymerase II. NCBI's taxonomy places the organism in Eukaryota, Metazoa, Arthropoda, Merostomata, Xiphosura, Limulidae. The coding region runs from base 109 to 678 and encodes 189 amino acids.